GAAAAAAUGGUAUCCUCGACUAUAAAGGCGGUGCUAAUCUCCACCGGAAUCACUUUCGUGGCUCUGUUUCUAAAGGCUUCAGUUCCUAUCGCAUUGGAUUUCUCCUUAUCUCGAUCUCCGAUCCUUUGGAGCUCAUUUCUCUCGUGCCUGAAACCGCCGUACCUAUUCGUCGUCAUCAAUGUCAUAAUCACCAUUAUUGUAGCUUCUUCCAGCUACCACGACGGCGAAGAAGACGAGAUUUUUCACGGUGGCGACUAUAAUAUUAAUCAGUCUGAGCCAAUCGUCAACCGAGCUCCUCCACGAUGGCUUGAGGUUAAAGAUGUCGAUUCCGAUUUUACGGUCACAUUUCCUUCGCCGAUCUUCGUUACGGAGGUGGAGAAAUCGGAGGAUGUGUAUGAAGAGAAGAAGGCGGAGGAGAUUUCAGGACAGAUGAACGGUGGAGAUGUGACACCGAAGUUGAAUCAAGUUCCGUCGAUGUCUAAUAAACCGGAGAAUAUUGGUUCGGGUGAGAAGCCUCCGGUUUCGGCAAGAUCCGACGGCCACCGGAAACCGGUCAAAGGGAGUCCAAAAGGCGGUAAAAAGAGAAAGGCGUUGAGAGUGGCGAAACCAAAGCGGCGCGAGACGACGACGCUGGAGAACACGUGGAAGAUGAUAACGGAGGAGGGAAAGUCAACGACGUUGACCAGUCAUUACCGGAGAUCUGACGCCGGGGAAGUACAACCUGCCUUGAGGAAAUCGGUGACGUUCAGGGACAUGACUAAUUAUCAAAAGCCUCCGACGCCGCCGGUGAAGAUAAAGAAGGAGAUGUCGCCGAGUCGAGAGGAGCUGAAUCGAAGAGUAGAAGCAUUUAUAAAGAAGUGUAAGGAAGAGAGGCUAGAGUCGAUGAGAUUGGACAAAUAGGUCGCUCUUAGACAUGGAAUUAUUGAUCGUUUUUACUAUUUUUACUCUUGUAUUUUCUUCUUUUUGUAUUCACAGCAAAAUGAAUCAAAAGAAGAGAUUAAGAUAAUAAUACAAAAAAU
Messenger RNA from Eutrema salsugineum, 1019 nucleotides. RefSeq lists its product as uncharacterized. NCBI's taxonomy places the organism in Eukaryota, Viridiplantae, Streptophyta, Magnoliopsida, Brassicales, Brassicaceae. The transcript has 2 exons. Bases 7 to 900 code for a protein of 297 amino acids. The record is from RefSeq and is a predicted model, not a curated record.